Malus domestica (apple) is the source of this 1477-nucleotide messenger RNA. Its product is annotated as protein OXIDATIVE STRESS 3 LIKE 2-like. The record is from RefSeq and is a predicted model, not a curated record. Lineage: Eukaryota; Viridiplantae; Streptophyta; Magnoliopsida; Rosales; Rosaceae.
GCAUAAAUACUUUUUCAAUAUAAACAUUCAUGAAUUCAGCUGAUUUUGUCACGUCAGUACACAUUCAAGGUCAGAAAAUUCACAUUCAUUUUAAUUUUUUUUUAAUCAUCAUCAUAUAAUCAAUCAACAUUAGAAUCAAUUUAUAACAUGUCAUGUUAAGUACGAAUCUGAAUUUUAUCUUCGACCAUUAGAUCACCUCUUGUAUAAUUACUAUGACUCAUUUUAGUGUUAAUAUUUUAAUCCCUCUUGGUAUGUAAGAAAAUAUCGCCAUCCCAUGUGCUGAUCGCCGGCUAUUAAUAUCCCAUCUCAGACGUUUGCCCUCUCUCUGUUUUCCUUCUAUCCAAAAUUAGCACUCUUUUCUUCUAUCCAAAAUCUCUCAACCUUGAACCAGGAACCAGCCCACAUCAUGUCAAUCGCUCUACAGAGAAACGGCGGUGGCGGCAAUAAUAUGAACCAACGGCCGAGGUUCAUCCAUGGGACGCCUUGCAUCCCCAUCUACAACUCGUCCGAAGGGUUUGCUCAAGAUCGUCGUCUUGACCAGGAGGACUCUUGUAGCAGCUCGUCGUCUUCAGUUGGAAUGAACAGCGACUCGUCUGAUGGGUCGUCGGAGGGGGAGGAAUCCGGUGAGACUGAGGUGCAGAGCUCGUUUAAAGGACCGUUGGACACCAUGGACCAGCUCGAGGAGGUUUUGCCGGUCAAGAGAGGUAUAUCCAAGUUUUAUAGUGGUAAAUCAAAGUCCUUCACAAGCCUAGCAGAUGUCUCGUCUGUUUCUUCUGUCAAGGAACUUGCAAAGCCAAAAAAUCGUUAUACCAAGAAGCGCAAGAAUUUAUUAGCCCAGAAUUAUUUUCAGGAUAAAAACUGCAAUGACUCUAUGACGAAUAAUGGUGUUGUGAUAUCAAAGAGGCCAGCUGCUAACCCUAGUCGAGGAUCGUUUAUUAUUGGGGAGACUUGGAGCAGCUCUCCUAGCUAUAGCAACGGGGAGGGAUCCAACUCCAUUUCACCAUCACCUUCUUCCUGUCUUCCACCUCUGCCUCCACACGGUAGACAAUCACCUGAUAAUGAUCCAUCACCACCUCUUCCACGACGGAGUUCUCCUUGGCGAUCAUUCUCUCUUUCUGAUCUGCAGUGCAUUGCUGCAGCAACACCGGACAUAACUGGCGUGUGAGUUUGAAGCGGGGACGACAACAAUCUACAUUGACAUUUUAGCUUUCCAUCCCUUUUGCACGAUUCUGGAAGAAUGUUGGUUGUGUUUAAGUUUGGUCUCAUGGGGUUUUCCACUGUGGUUGGGCAUCUUGAAGAUCGAAUCAGAUUUAAAGUAUUCGCUACGUAUAGGAUUUAGUUGUUAAGUGAUGGCAAUAAUGUGUCAUUUUGUAUCAUACAAGCAUCAAUUUUAUGUUUCUGUUUCCGAAUUUGGGAAUGUUUUCCAUCUUUUAUAGACAAACAAAUUUAUUGACAAAGUUGGGUUUUCUUUUCCUUA